Messenger RNA from Bactrocera neohumeralis, 3433 nucleotides. RefSeq lists its product as uncharacterized. Lineage: Eukaryota; Metazoa; Arthropoda; Insecta; Diptera; Tephritidae. Gene Ontology annotation, molecular function: monocarboxylic acid transmembrane transporter activity. Gene Ontology annotation, biological process: transmembrane transport; monocarboxylic acid transport. The record is from RefSeq and is a predicted model, not a curated record. The transcript has 5 exons. Bases 1010 to 2806 code for a protein of 598 amino acids.
GCAACAACAAGAGUGUUAAGUGAAUGCAAGAACGCCUGUGCAGUGCAUUAUAUACACACAUACAUAUCUAUACAUAACUAUAUGUACAUAUGUGGAGCAAUACACAGAACUGGGCUUACAGUCAGCUGAGCAAGCAAACACACAUACACACACCCAUACUCAUACAAAUUCAUACUAUGUGUGCAGCGAAAAGCAGGCAAUCGGUUGGAACGCUGAAAUGUUAAUUAAUGAGAUAAGCGCCUAUACCAAGCACUUAGUAUAACAACAAAACAUACAAACAAACGUACGUACAACAUAUUUGCCCGAAGUCCAAAAAGAGAAAAUGUCAACAAUAAGAAAAAUACAACGAGAAUAUCCACUCUGACGCAUAUAGACGCGUAUGUAGGCAUUUACAUACACCGACAAAUAUGUUAAUCAUAAGACUAUGCCACCUAGUGCCGCCAACAACAACAACCUAACCUAACUUAAGUUAACCCACCAAGAACAAAAGUGCCCAAAACAAAAAUCCCGACAACGCAAAAAAAUUCCAAUCGCCAAACGAUUUGCUGCGUCAAUAAGAAAUAUCAGCAACAGCAGAAUAGUAUCAGCAGAAUAUUGAGUUUCAAAAGAACAGCGCGCUGAACAAAAGUCACAACGACACGAGAAUAAUAUGCGCGGAUAAAAGCGAAAGCAGGAAGCAAAACAAGCAGUGUGAAAAAGAGUAACCCACCGAUAAAGCAAAGCAGUCAAACAGUGCCAACAAAACAAAAAAAAAAAAAAAAAUACAACAAAAAGCAGAUAAAAAGCGCAUUUAAAAUAAAACAAAACAGAAAACAACAACAAUUGAAAAUAUCAAAAGUUCAACAGCAGCAGCAGGAACAAAGCAGCAACAGCAACAUAUCCACCCCCCAAUCGAACAAACAACCAAACAAUACAAUACCAAAAAAAAAGUGAUAAAAAAAGAAAAAAAUAUAUAUAUACAAUAUUUCAAGCCAAACAAUAACAACACAACACAGUUCCAGCGUAAAAUAUGAAGCAAACACGUAAGGUUGCUCCCGAUGGCGGUUGGGGCUGGGUGGCCUGCUUCGGCGUCAGCUUAGUUAAUUUGGCCACCCGCUCGAUCGAGCCCUCUUUCGGUCUGCUCUUCGGCGAUUUACUACGCGAUCUCGAUGUCGGCACCACCGGCGCUGCCAUUAUAAUGAGCACACUCGAUGUGUGCAUGAAUUUCUCAGGUCUCUUCGUCGGUCCACUCUUGAAGGAGUUCUCCUACCGCAAAGUGGCUAUCGCUGGCUCACUGCUGUGUGGCAUUGGUUUGGCAGCCACCUCACCCGCAGCCAGCAUGGCGCACAUACUCAGUACGUACAGUGUGAUUAACGGUAUUGGUGUCGGUCUAUCCACGUCAGCCGCUUUUGUCGCGCUCAAUCACUACUUCAAGUAUAAACGUGGUCAAGCUGUGGGUCUCUCAAUGGCCGGCACUGCGUUAGGCAUGCUGAUCAUGCCACAGUUGGUACGCAUGUUGCUCGAAGCUUUUGGUUUUCGUGGCGCUGUGCUGAUGUUGGCCGGCAUCGCAUUGAAUUCGACAGUUGGUGCAGUGCUCUUACAACCCGCCAAAUGGCAUAUGAUCGAUGAGGUGAUUGAUGAGGAACUGAUGACAGUGCCAGUGUCACCGCCUACGCCGGAUGUGAAGGUCAUACGUGAGGAUGCCGCGGAAGAAGAUUCGCUACCCGAAUUGAAUACUCUACUCUUUCCCAAACAGCAAUAUAUGCGUAAGAAUUACUCAGAAAUGGCGAUGAAUACGAUGAAUGGUACUCGUGUGGGUAUGCCUAAGCGUCCCACCUUCCCGCGCAUCAUGUCACUAGCUGGUGUACAAUCGGCGGUUAAUAACAGCCAGUCACAUGGCGAUGUGAAUGCGACAUUGCGUAAUCGCAAACAUUCAGUCACGUCAAAUCUUUCCUAUAUGGACUUCACCGGUUCCAUAUUGCAAGUGCAUAUGAAUGUGGGCGAUGAAGAGUUCGAACGUAAUGAUCGUGAGCUAAAACGUGUCAACACAGCGGCGAGUGGCAUGGCGAAUGCGCAUCGUGAUUCUUUCAUAAAAAUGCGGCCAACAGAGACUGAAAAGAAUGAAGAAUUAGCAGCGAAGGAGGCGGAGAAGAAACCAGGUUUCUGGCGUCGUUUCGCAGAUCUCAUGGAUGUGGACUUAUUACGUGAUAAGAAAUUUUUAAAUAUACUUUUCGGUCUGUCGAUCUUCUAUGUGGGCGAGAUGAAUUUCAAAAUGGUCACGCCGUUCUUUUUCGCCAAUCUAGGCUACAAUAAGACAGAUGUAGCUUUCUGUUUGUCGAUAACAGCGAUCACAGAUAUUGCAGCCCGUAUAAUACUCCCGCCUAUCUUCGAUCGUACAACCAUCAAGAAGCGCACGGUGUUUCUAGUAUCCAUCAUCUUUGUAGGCAUAACGCGUUCGAUAAUGGCUGAACAAACCGAAUGGACUUCACUAAUGGUUUGGCUAUCGAUUUGCGGUUUCUUCCGUGGCUCUGCAUUGGCGAACUUCACACUCACCGUUUCCGAAUAUUGUUCGCUGGAAAAAUUACCCUCUGCCUUCGGUUGGCAUUUGGUUGGCAAAGCCGUAUUUGUCAUCUGUCUGGGGCCGCUGAUCGGUCUGAUUCGUGACGUCACCACCAGUUAUCCCAUCUGCAUACACGCACAAACAGUUUGCAUAUUUCUUUGUGUAAUCGCCUGGACGAUCGAGUAUUUGAUCACAUAUUUGAAAGAGAAAAAAUCGAAGGGGGGCAUCAAUGCCACAAUCGGACCCGAGACCAACAUCAAACACUAACACGUGCUUAAUUUCGUGAGAAGGGGAUAUUUUUAUAAGAAAAUUUUCGUGAAACUUACACUAUGAUAUACACACACACGCAUACUUAUACAUUUAAGUAGUUAGCUAUAUAUAAUAUUAUUUACAUACAUACAUAUGUAUGUAUGUAUAUAUAUUGUUGAAAUAUAUGUACUUAUGCAGUGAGAGAAAUUUCUUUAUACAUAUACUAUAAUAUAUAUACUUUAUGAAGUAAUGUAUAUAAGUAUAUAUGUACAUUAGUUAAAUACUUGCAUAACUGUUUGUAUGUGAGUUAGUGUUUAAUUAUAAAUUAUAACAAAAACAAAAACACAGCAUACAGCUCGUAAAUAAAUGAUAAAUGAAGUAUGUAUAGACAGACCCGUGUGCAUACGAGAAAUGUGCGAUUUCCAAUGUGAUAGUUCAAAUUAUGCUUAUAGAUCGUAAGGCUAGAGAUACGACGCGUGCGUUUAACGGUGUUACACUGUAACUGUACUCUAUUUUAUACAAUUUUCUAGCGAACACAUGAACCCAUAGAGCCAAAUGACACAUAAAAAAGAGGUCAAAGUUAAAACAACAAAAAAAAAAUACCGUAAAACAUUAUCGUAUUGAAUUGAAUUUGAAACGGCAAAA